This is a messenger RNA of Chenopodium quinoa (quinoa), 2590 nucleotides long. RefSeq lists its product as uncharacterized. The transcript has 2 exons. The coding region runs from base 1313 to 1927 and encodes 204 amino acids. The record is from RefSeq and is a predicted model, not a curated record. Lineage: Eukaryota; Viridiplantae; Streptophyta; Magnoliopsida; Caryophyllales; Amaranthaceae.
GUAGCGGUUUUUGUUUAAUAAACCGCUACUUCAAGUAGCGGUUUUCUAGCAGGUAUAAUUUCCUGAUUUCACUUUCCGCUUUCAUUUUCGUCUUCUCACCAAAAUCCCAUCCACGCCUUCCACCAAAAUCACACCUCCUUCAACGGAAGCCGGCGCAGCCAAGGAAUCCACCGACGCCGCCGGAGCAUUCCUCAGCAACGAAGGCCGCCGCUGUUGACGCCGAGGGUUCGACUUUAGUGGUCGGCUUCGCUAAUUUCAGAAGAAACGUGCUGAUCUUCUUGUUUGUGGUAAGUGCCCUAAUUAUUUUUUGUAUUCAGUUAUUGGGUUUGUUGUUGUUAUUGAGUUUGUUGUUGUUAUUGAGUUUCAGAAUUGUAUGUAUGUUUGUGGUUGGUUUUGGUUGUUGUUGUUGAUUUACUUACCUUACAUAUAACCCUUGUAGAAUUAUUAAUGGUUUCGAUCACAUUACUCAGUUUAGGUUGCUAUAAUUGCUGAUUUUGAAAGUGAAAAUAGAGCUUCUAUACACAAAGUACAUGAGCUCAAAGUACAUGUAGUCAUGACUUAUGCCCAUGUUGAGCUUCAAGAGGUAUUAAGACCUUCAUAGCUCAGUUUAGGUUGCUAUAAUUGUGUAGUUUGCUUGCUUGAUGUUAGGACAUUGCCACACUGUUAAUGAAUUUUUGCAAUCUAAUAUCUUUGAUUAAUAAUGGUCUUUUCUAGAAUGAAACAUGGAGGUUCCGAACUACCCUCUAUAUUGCUAUUGAGGUGGAGAAAUUGUCCACAAAGAUAGCGAUAUAACGUAUAGGGGUGGGAAUCAAAAAUUUGUGUUUGUACAUUCUGCGAUGACAUAUUCACAAGUUCUGAACAAGCUAUAUGAAGAAUUGAGUGUUGAUCCUAGAGGUGUGGAGUUGAAGGUGGUUAUGCGUUAUCCUAUGGCUGGGGCAUAUGUUGCAAUUCCGUUAAAUGACGACAACGCUGUUAGAGCUAUGUGGAUUGCUGUGACUCAGAGUUCUUCUGUUGCAAUGCAAUUGUUCAUUGAACAAGUUCCAAAGGAGCCAGUUGUGCAAACUAACACUGGUUCCUUUCCGGGGAUGGAUUUUUUUGGUAGUGUGGAUCAACCGUUUUCCACUGGUGUUCAAAGUGUGGGCAUAGGGUCAUUCACAAGAAGCUUGUUGAUCCACAUUAUGUCAAUGACCAUCACUCACAGUUUAGGUCUCCGGCCUCAUCGCCUAAUGUUGGAACCUCGACAAGCACACAACCACAAGGCAUUCUUGAUUCUCUUGACCCAAACAAUGUUGAUGUAUUUGGCGAUGCAGAGAUGAAUGACACUGAUGAAGAUGAUGAUGAAGAGGUAAUUGAAGCUCAUGAUAAGGCAAUUAAAGGAAGCGCCCCCACUUCAGACUUCAAUGAAGUGGCGCAAGUUGAUCCUCGUUUGAAUAACUCAUGGAUGUCUUGGUUAGGAAAUGAGACAUAUAACAAUGGGGGAGAAUUUGAGGUUGGUCAGCAGUUUGACUCAUUGCAACAACUGAAAGAUGCUGUGAAAUCUUACUCCAUAGCUAGAAAUCAAACAAUUCGAGUUGUGGAGGUAGAGCCAGAGAAAUAUGUUGUUGAGUGCAAGAGGAAAGAACAAUGUAGUUGUUCGUGGAGGCUUAGAGGAGUGAAAGAUCCAACACUCUCUACGUUUAAAAUUGUGAGGUACAACGGCCCUCAUGCAAGUAACUGUGUUGGUGACAUCGACUCGGGAGAUCAUAAGCUACUGACUUCCGAGUUCGUUUGCAAUGCUCUUCUAGAUGUCAUUCGCGUUGAUCCUUCAUUGAAAAUCAAGACAAUGGUGCAACUUGUGAAAGAGAAAUUGGGAGAUUCGGCAUUCGGACCAUGUACACGAGUGGAGUCGACGAGAGGCAUUAGUCGUCCAGGGAUACCCGUUCACUAGGACUUCUUCCCCGGCCAUGACAGAGUACAUGGCUUGGUACCGUCGCAUCACGAGACUGGUCAUUACUCCACCUUCGCAGGAGCGCCCCCCGAGUCAUUACCAGCCAGCUACCUCUGACCUCCUGCUUGCACAUGCAUUUGCUGAUUUGCACGUCCAGCUAUCGGGAGCUACUGAGACCAUCUCCCACUUGCCACCAGAGACGGCUAUACCAUUUGCCAUACAGACGAUGCAGGGUUUUACAUCAUUUUGUGGCCAAACCUUGUCUAGGGUGGGGCAGUCACACCUUAUUCAGCAGCCUCGACCGUCCACGUCUUCAUCUUCUACUGUGCACACUAUGCCGAUCAGACCACCACCUCAUCGUGGAGGCCAUUCAGCACGUGCCUUCCGUCCACCGACUCCUUCUCAGCAUACUAUAAUGACAUCUCCUCCACUAGUGCAUCGCCAGUAUCAGAGAAACCGACGGCGUAGCAACACUACGUCUGGGGUUGGAGUUGGCCUGGAUGACAUUCCAGAGGAGACAGCUGCAUCAUCUUCAUCGUCACCUCAUGGGAAGAAGCAACGCCCGAGCUAAGUGUAUAUUUUGGAACUAAACUAAUUUUUUUGUAAAUGCUUAGAAUUGGAUUUUGUUAUAUUUAAUCAAUUGAAAAAUAUUCGACUUUGCAA